Messenger RNA from Phycomyces blakesleeanus NRRL 1555(-), 855 nucleotides. RefSeq lists its product as hypothetical. The transcript is spliced from 5 exons. NCBI's taxonomy places the organism in Eukaryota, Fungi, Mucoromycota, Mucoromycetes, Mucorales, Phycomycetaceae. Gene Ontology annotation, molecular function: phosphatidylinositol transfer activity. The record is from RefSeq and is a predicted model, not a curated record. The annotation marks the transcript as partial.
AUGAACUUAUUUCGCUCUAAAGCAACCACACUGGUCAAUAAGGAGGCCGAGAAGAUCGACAACGGUCCUGUCACCAGCAAGCCAUUCCUCAGUCCUCCUACUGACUACUCUCCUAUCCUAAACCCUGCUCUUACCGAGUCGCAGCUGGAGACACAGAAAAAAUUACGCACUUAUAUGACCUCAAUUAUGCUCCCCAGCGAACAUGAAUAUUAUGAGAGUGAAAAGGGUUUUCUUACAGAUCAAACCUUGAACAGAUACCUUCGAGCACGCAAAUGGGACUUUGAGGCAGCAAAAUCCAUGUUAGAAAGUACAGUACGCUGGCGUCGUGACUAUCGGCCCGAACAGCUGGACCCCGACUAUAUUAGCCCAGAGGCAGAUACUGGAAAGAUGUACUUUAAUGGUUUUGAUAAGUGCGGUCGCCCUAUUUGGAUUAUGCGCCCCAGAAAUCAAAACUCCAAAGAUGAAGAGCGUCAAAUAAAACACAUCGUCUUUUGUCUUGAACGAGGUAUCCGCCUUAUGCCAAAAGGAGUCGAGAAAAUGGAUAUUCUCAUCGACUUCAAGGACGCUUCUUCUUCACACAACCCUAGUCUUGCCACAUCUAAACGUUUCCUGAGUAUCCUUGGAAACCAUUACCCAGAAAGAUUGGGCGUUGCUUUUGUUAUCAAAUCUCCUUGGUUUUUCCUUGCCUCCUUUAAGCUUGUAUCUCCUUUCAUUGACCCUGUUACAAAGGCAAAGAUUCAGUUUGUUCCAAACCUGUUGGAUUUCAUUUCACCUGAUCAGCUUGAGUGCGAGUACGGAGGUGAUUUCAACUUCAAGUUUGACAAAGAAACCUACUGGAACACUCUAUUAGAUAUU